GCUCCCCCCGGCCCCCACCCGCCCGAUGCAGAGGUUCCGGUGCCGCCCGCCAUAGCCCCUCACUGUCGCCGCCACCGCCGCCAUUCGCAGCAGGGGCUGCCCCGCAGGGCACGGGGGACAGAACCAGCUCUGGCAAGACAGAAAAGCAUCCAGAGGGUGAUUUCCCAGCUUUAAAAACCAUGGAAAAUCCCAAUUAUCCCAACAUUCCUGCACCACUCCUCCUUUUCCCUCAAUUUUCCUGUGAUUUCCCCUCAAUUUUCCCAUGAUUUUCCACACCUUUAAAGCCUCAAAUCCCAUUUUUUAGUAGGUUUGCUUUUUUGGGUUUUUUUUUUUUUUUUUUUGGGAUAACACCUGCUCCAAACUUUCUUGGCUCAGCCAGGAAUUUUUUUUCCAGCCUGCAUGGACAGAGCAACCUUUGCCUGUUCCACGGCUUUUUUCCGGGAUUUUGGGAAUUCUGCUCCAGGUGCUCUUCCCGGGGGCCACGUGGAUUUUAUUGACAAAGCUGAUUCCUUCACUUAUUCGGAUUUUUUUCGGGAUUAUCUCAUUCCCAACCAUCCCUGCAUUUUCUCAGCCAAGUUCACCGAGGAUUGGGGCAGCAGGAAAACCUGGGUGACACGGGAUGGGAAACCCAAUUUUGAGCAUCUCCUGCAGAAGUUUGGAGAAGCCGUGGUGCCCGUUGCCAACUGUGAUGUCAAGGAAUACAAUUCCAACCCCAAGGAGCAGCUGCCCUUCAAGGAAUUUGUGGAAUAUUGGCGGGAAUACAUCAGGAACGGCUAUCGCUCCUCCCGCGGCUGCCUCUACCUCAAGGACUGGCACCUGAGCAGAGCUUUCCCAGAGCAGGAUGUUUACACCACUCCCGUGUAUUUUUCCUCGGAUUGGCUCAAUGAAUAUUGGGAUGCCGUGGCCGUGGAUGAUUUUCGGUUUGUCUACAUGGGACCCAAGGGAUCCUGGACUCCGUUCCACGCCGACGUCUUCCGCUCUUACAGCUGGUCGGCCAACGUGUGCGGCAGGAAGAAAUGGCUCCUGUAUCCCGCAGGACAGGAGGAAUUCCUCAAGGAUUGCCACGGGAAUCUCCCUUUUGAUGUGACAGCUCCGGAUCUUCGGGAUAAGAGGGUUUAUCCGCGCUACAGCCAGAGCCAACCCCCUCUGGAAAUUAUCCAGGAAGCCGGAGAGAUCGUCUUCAUUCCCAGCGGAUGGCACCACCAGGUUUAUAACCUGGAAGACACCAUUUCCAUCAACCACAACUGGGUCAACGGCUGCAACGUGGCCGUCAUGUGGUGCUUCCUGCAGGAUGAGCUGGCGGCCGUCCAGCGGGAAAUCAGCCAGUGGAAAGAACCCAUGGAUGACUGGCACCUCCAAUGCCAGCUGAUCAUGAAAUCCUGCACGGGCAUCGACUACAAGGAAUUCUACAACUUCCUCAAAGUCAUCGCGGAAAACCGGAUCUCCAUCUUGGAGAAGGGCCUGGAUGAGGAAUCCUCAUCCCAGAACAAUUCCAAAGCUGCCAUUUCCACCCUGGGAAUGCUGCACGCCGUCUUCGACCUCAAGAGGACGGUGAAGGUGCUGAGCUCGUUAAGCGCUAACGAGGAUUUCCGCAAGCUGGACCUGAGCUCCCUCUCUCCUUCUCCAGAGGCUCUGCUCCAGCACCUGGAAUCAGCCAUUGACACGGCCCUGCUCUGAAUUCCUGCUUUUCCAAGCUUUUUUCCAAAGGGUUGGAGGAAAUGGACCUGGAUAAGAGCUUUACAUCAGGAGGAGGAGGGAGAACAUUUGGGAAGGAGGGAGAACAUUCCCAAGUUCUGUGCGGUUUGAAGGAAUUAGAGAAAAAAUUCCAGCCAAAGGAAAAUCCCAAACUUCCUUAGGAUUCUGAGCAUUACUCAGGGAAAAAAUUCCCUAUGGAUCAAGUCUGGAAGUGGAAUGAAGCAAGUUCCCUGUGCUUAAGCUCAGCUUUGUUAAACCUCUCCUCUUCCAGGUGCAGCUCAGCUUCUCCAUCCUCUUUUUAGGGAAUUCCAGCUGGUGACGCUUCCAUGGAAGCCUGAGCUGGAGCCAGCACCUGGAAUCAGCCAUUGACACGGCCCUGCUCUGAAUUCCUGCUGUUCCAAGCUUUUUUCCAAAGGGUUUGGAGGAAACUGACUUGGAGAAGAGCUUUACUCCAGCAGGAGAGGGAGAACAUUUGGGAAGGAGGGAGAACAUUCCCAAGUUCUGUGCGGUUUGAAGGAAUUAGAGAAAAAAUCCCAGCCAAAGGAAAAUCCCAAACUUCCUUAGGAUUCUGAGCAUUACUCAGGGAAAAAAUUCCCUAUAAAUCAAGUCUGCAAGUGGAAUGAAGCAAGUUCCCUGUGCUUAAAUUCCAGUUUGGAAUUCCACUUUAGUGCCAGAAUUCCAGUUGGUGAAUUCCAUGGAAUUCCUGGAGCUGGAGACUGGAUUUGGGAAUGUUGAUUCCAUGUCUUCCAAAGCAGGAUUUCCAAAGCUGAGAAGCUCAGGAUAAAUUUCAUUAAUUAAACUUUGAGCCUUGACUCAUCCCAAUAAAAAGCAGGAACGGGAAUGUGCUCCCACAAUUCCAUGCUCCAUCCCAAGGCCCAGCAUUCCCUCCAGGAAAAAUGGGAUCCAGCAUUCCCUGCAUGGUUCCACAGCACAAUUCCCACCCGGAAUGCCACCGAAUAUUCCCACUGGAACAUCCCCCUCCUGCUUUUCCUUGGAAAAAAAAACCAAAAACUGGAAGCACAAAUGGCUGCACACUGUUACCUUCAGGCCUCACUUGAAUUCUUCCUGAAAUAAAAGCCAAGAAAAACUUGGAAUUUUGGGAAAUUUUAUGAAGUCCAGCUGAAAAUCCGCCUCGUUUUCCAGAGAAUUCCUUGGAAUUUUUACCCCCCCUGCACUUUGCAUGUCCUUUUCCUAGAGGAAAUUUGCAUUUUUUUCUUCAUUCCUAAAAAAUAUCAAGGAGCUGCUUUUCCUGUAUUUAGAAAAUUCCCAGAUUCCUGAAGACAGCAAAGAUUGGAAUAAAGAGUGCAUGGAGCCUGGAAUCUUCAAAAUUACAAGAGUUUUAUUUAAAUAAAAAUUCCUGGCAAACUUCCCAUGGAAUUCUCUCGUUAAUAUAUUAAUUAUUGUAAUUAAUCUGUUAUUUAUUAAAGGAUAAAAUUUGGGAAAUAUGGGGGGAAAAAGCCUGGGGGGUUUUGUUUUCUGGGAGUCACCUGGAUAAGGAAAAAAAAUUAUUGGGAAAAACAAUUCCUGAGAAAAAUGAAAAAAUCCCAAGGGAAAUAAAAU
Messenger RNA from Oenanthe melanoleuca, 3255 nucleotides. It is a transcript of the gene JMJD4, whose product is annotated as jumonji domain containing 4. Gene Ontology annotation, cellular component: nucleus; cytoplasm. Gene Ontology annotation, molecular function: histone H4R3 demethylase activity; sequence-specific DNA binding. The coding region runs from base 400 to 1677 and encodes 425 amino acids. The record is from RefSeq and is a predicted model, not a curated record. Gene Ontology annotation, biological process: negative regulation of gene expression; positive regulation of translational termination; protein hydroxylation. The transcript has 7 exons. Lineage: Eukaryota; Metazoa; Chordata; Aves; Passeriformes; Muscicapidae.